This is a messenger RNA of Anarrhichthys ocellatus (wolf-eel), 1083 nucleotides long. RefSeq names its product MAM domain-containing glycosylphosphatidylinositol anchor protein 2-like. Lineage: Eukaryota; Metazoa; Chordata; Actinopteri; Perciformes; Anarhichadidae. Gene Ontology annotation, molecular function: axon guidance receptor activity. The annotation marks the transcript as partial. Gene Ontology annotation, cellular component: plasma membrane; axon; neuronal cell body. The record is from RefSeq and is a predicted model, not a curated record. The transcript is spliced from 4 exons. Gene Ontology annotation, biological process: homophilic cell-cell adhesion; synapse organization.
UCAGACAAACCUCUGUGUGUGUGUGUGUUACAGGGUGAGACGAAGAUCUUGAAGCUGAAGAACCUUCGUCCUCAGGAUUACGCCGGCUACACCUGCAUCUCCUCCGUCAGGAGCGUCUGUGGCAUCGGAGACAAAAGCGCCCACUUCAGUCUGAACAACAGGACAGCUCCUCCCUCCGUUAAGCUCCUCCUGGACGACCCCCUGGUGGUGAACCCGGGGGAGACGAUCACUCUGGUGUGCGUGCCGUCGGGCGGAGACCCUCCUCCCUCCCUGGUGUGGGUGAGGCCCAGAGGGGAGGAGCUCCCGAAGAAGAGCGUCGUCAACGGCGGCACGCUGACCGUCCCGGCCGUCACCGUGGACGACGGCGGCGCCUACAGCUGUGUGGCGUCGAACAACGUGGGAAACCCCGCCAAGAAGUCCACGACCAUCCUGGUCAGAGGUCUUCGUAAAGGUCGGUUCUGGAUUACUCCGGACCCGUACCACAACGACGACAACAUCCAGAUCGGCCGCGAGGUGAAGAUCAGCUGCCAGGUGGAGGCCACACCCCCCGAGGAGCUGCAGUUCGGUUGGCUGAAGAACGGCCGUCCUCUGAGGAGCUCUGAGAGGAUGGUGAUCACUCACACCGACACCGAGGUCACGCCGGGGACCACCAACCUCGACAUCAUCGACCUCAAGUUCACCGACUUCGGCACCUACACCUGUGUGGCCUCGCUGAGGAACGGAGGAACUCCCGAGAUCAGCAUCGACGUCAACAUCUCCUCCACCACAGUUCCUCCAGAGCUGUCCGUCCCCAUGGGGCGCUCUCACCUGGUGGCUCAGGAGGGCAGCACCGUGGACCUGCAGUGUCUGGUCUCUGGUAAACCCAAACCCAUCAUCCUGUGGUCCCGGGUGGAGGAGGGCGGGGGGGCGGUUCUGAUGCCGGACGGCUCGGAGCAGACGGAGAGCUACGAUGGAGUCCUGAGGGUCCACAACGUCACCAGAGACAUGAGCGGAACCUUCUGCUGCCAGACGAGUCAGUACAACGGGUUCAACGUGAAGCCCAGAGAGGCUGUGAUCACGCUGGUGGUGCAGUGUGGGUAAUAC